CGGGCGGGGGAGAAGUGCAAGAGUCUGCGCCGAGCCAGGCUGGCUGCGCGCGGGUAUAAAGUGCUGCGAAACAUCCUGGGCUCUCUGGUCCUGGCAACACCGACAGACUGUCCCGGGAGAAGGAGGAGGGGAAAAGCUCGGCUCUUCCCGCGCUCCCGCUCGAGGCCUCGGCAGACCUACCCCGUGACCAGCGUUCGGCCUUCCGAGGAGCUCGGCCCGCGCGGGAGGGCGGGGGCGUCGCCGACCUGAGCGUUACCACGCAGACAGAGUUUCAAGCUGUUGCCCUGGAUAGAGUGCCCUGGUAUCAUAGCUCACAGCAACCUCCCACUCAGACCCAAGCAAUCCUCUUGCCUCGGUUUUCUGUUUUUUUAAAGUAGAGACGGGGUCUCACUUUUGCUCAGGCUGGUCUCGAACUUGUGAGCUAAAGCAAUCCACCCGCCUUGGCCUCCCAGAGUACUAGGUAAUACAGGCAUGAGCCACCUAGCCCUGCACUUUUAUGUUUUUCAUAAGCUGGUAUUUAAGGAAGAAAACUUGACAGUUAACGUACGUCUUGAAUUCUAAUGAACCUUUCUGCUGUGGCAUUGUGGCUCUACAGGACUUACCUGCCCCUGGCUCCCCAAGUCAGAGGAAACACUCUGGUGGAGACCUCCUCCCACAGAACCAGAGAUGGCCUCCGUGGAUUUCAAGACCUAUGUGGACCAGGCCUGCCGAGCUGCUGAGGAGUUUGUCAACGUCUACUAUACCACCAUGGAUAAGCGGCGGCGUUUGCUAUCCCGCCUGUAUAUGGGCACAGCCACCCUGGUUUGGAAUGGAAAUGCUGUUUCAGGACAAGAAUCCUUGAGUGAGUUUUUCGAAAUGUUGCCUUCCAGUGAGUUCCAGAUUAAUGUGGUAGACUGCCAACCUGUUCAUGAUGAAGCCACACCAAGCCAGAUCACAGUUCUUGUUGUGAUCUGUGGAACGGUGAAGUUUGAGGGCAACAAACAACGGGACUUCAAUCAGAACUUCAUCCUGACUGCCCAAGCCUCACCCAGCAACUCCGUGUGGAAGAUUGCAAGUGACUGCUUCCGGUUCCAAGACUGGGCCAACUAGUGGGGACAACAGAGGUCUCUGCUUCAGCCCCAACUCUGUAGAGAGAGACAGGUCUCAAAUGUCAAAUGUGGGGAUGUAGGGAACACAGAUGCAUUUCUGUUAUUGCGGGGGCACUGCAAGACUGCGCUGUGCUGAGACUGAACUCUUGGAGUUGCUCAAGUUCUAGGGGCCCCAUUCUUGAGUAUACUUGUUUGUCAUAGAUUCCUUUUAAAAGUAGUAAACUUUUGUAUUUUUCUACUUGUCCAGUGAAGCCCCUGAUUCUGGAAAUUCUGACAAAUAAUACAGUCAUACAAAUGUUGCUUCUU
Molecule: messenger RNA, 1394 nt
Organism: Nycticebus coucang (slow loris)
Lineage: Eukaryota; Metazoa; Chordata; Mammalia; Primates; Lorisidae
Gene: NXT1
Product: nuclear transport factor 2 like export factor 1
Exons: 3
Coding region: 667-1089 (140 amino acids)
Biological process (GO): protein import into nucleus
Cellular component (GO): nuclear pore central transport channel
Source: RefSeq, a predicted model, not a curated record